Bombus pascuorum is the source of this 1307-nucleotide messenger RNA. RefSeq lists its product as uncharacterized. The record is from RefSeq and is a predicted model, not a curated record. The transcript has 2 exons. NCBI's taxonomy places the organism in Eukaryota, Metazoa, Arthropoda, Insecta, Hymenoptera, Apidae. Bases 700 to 1176 code for a protein of 158 amino acids.
GUAAAUCCACGAUUGUAUACAAAUAUUCAGUUAUAAUCUAUGCGAUUUAUUUCCCACCAAAAUGAUAGUGAUUUAUGAUGACACGAUCCGUUACCUAACAAAGUAAACGACCGAUUCCAUUGUACCUAUUAUAUUAAGCCCAUCGUUACAUCCUAGAUUUACCUGUUUCUUCCCCAAAGACUUAUUUAAGAAAACCCCGAGAAAAAGAACGAAGAAAAGAAAAAAGAACCGAUUCGUUGUCUCGAACCCUUCCUACAAACACGUCCUACGAUUCAACGAUGUCAGUAUAUCUGAAAACUCCAUAAAAGUUGCCCGAUUUGUAUUCGAUAAUCGGGCAUAAAUCACAAAACAACAUCAAUUUAUGAAAUUGAUCGAAAUAAUUGGAAUUGUACCAAAGUAAGCAAACAACAAAAUAUCGUUGGAUAAAUAAAAUCUUCGCUCUCUAAAAAUUAUCUCGUUUGUUCCAUAGCCCUUUAACGGAACCCCCGAGCCCUUCUCGCCUCCCUCAGCCGUCUAAUCGCGAAACGACGUCAGAAUUUACCGAAAUUAAGUUUGAAAUUGUAGACCAGUAGACGAUGAAUGAAACGAUCGUUCUACGAGUUCUGUUCAACCGUUCGGUGUCCUUUGACGGAACCCUAAAUCGUCGUUUCCUUUCACUUUAUCCAUCUCGUCGCUGCUUUCUCGGAUUACGGCGUCGUGAUGCAAGACCGGCGAGUUUUCGGAGCUCCUUGUCUACGGAUAAAAGUCGGAACCGAGCGGACGACCGCAAAAAAGAGGAGACAAAGUCCUCGGCGAACAGCAACGCCGGCACCAGCAACAGAAGGAGAAAAAGGAAGAGGAAAGGACGAUAUCGGAAGUUGCUGCAGUGGAACAGGGGUAACGUUGCUUCUUUUGUGCGGUGUCUACGGUGCUUUGGCCGGUCGCCGUUACAUCGCCAUUCCGGUGGACGGGUUCGACGUGAUCGAGCUGAGCCCGGUGGCCCCAGCCACAGCCAGGAUCACCAGGCAGACAGAAGCUUACCUUCCAGUAGCAGUUCCUAGUGUCUCUCAGGAAGAGCCGAGGAGUCUGCGCUCGGAGAGGUCCAACGCCCGCAUCCUGGAUUACGUGGAUUUCGGUGGACAAACAGGCUCGAACGGAGCCUUCAGCUGGUACGCCGAUUAUCCAGCGCAUCACUAAUCACCUAGAGUCUGGACGAUCGAGAUGCGUUUCCUCGGAUCCUGCCCACGAGCGUUCCAUGAUCUGCGAAUCUGUUACGUCGAAGAGGAAGGAGAAUAUCGGAGAAGCAGGUGACCCGGAGAUGGUAUCGA